AUGUCCACACCGUCAUCCUCCACGCGUCUUCCCCCGACCUCCCCGCAGGUCACUGCCUCGGUGGUGAAGUUUCGCUGCCUGUACACUCACGACCUACGCCGCAAGUCCAAACGAUGGCACGAUGGCUACCUACGAUAUCAUAAAUUCAACAAACGUGUCAUGGUCUACGAUGACCAAGGAAAUUUCAUCGGCGACCACCACUGGCGAUCUUCCGACGAAGUGCAGGAUGGUGACGAAAUGGAGUUGGACAAGGGAGUCUUGAUUGAGGUGACCGAGAACAUGGGAACCACGGAGACGGACAUCACCACACUCUACGAAAAGAAGAAAUCUAGCCAGGGAUCGCCACAGACCAAAGACCCGGUGUCCCAAGUCCCCCGCACCUCUACCUAUACCCCAGCCUCCACUUCCGCCUCCACGCCUCUUCGUUCCUCUGCUUCGUCCCAGUCAUUUCGCUCUCUUAACGAUUUGCUAGGCAUUAAAAGAACUCCAAUUGGGCAUUUAGUGUCUCCAUACGAGCAAAGAAAUCCUCCGCAGUCAGCCUCUAGCAUUCAGGAACCUGAACGCGCACUGAAGCGACAGAAAACAUCCUCGGUGGUGAAUCGAAGCGCCGAGAAAGGCUCACACGCCCAGAGCGAGGUCAUUGAUUUGACCGAUCCAACCGAUUCAACUCGGGGACUCUCCGCGAAGCAAAGGUCAAAUCAAGUGGCAAAAGAACUACCUAGAGCCGGGGGUGAUUCUUCGGCUGAUAUACUCCCGGCAAAUGGUGAGCAGAGGUCGACAGCUCAUUCAAAACAAACUCGGCCACAGAGACCCAACCCUCCUUCACUCUCAACGGUAUCCGCUUUAACUGCAUCUGAAUCAACCUUCAGUCUACCGACACCGGAGGAGGUAGUCCGCACAGCUACCAAGGGUAUCCAACCAACAAGACCCCUCGGUCCCUCAUCGAAAGGUUCCCUUCCCACUAUACCCGCAGAAACAGAGAUCCCCGGGUCUCGACACAACUUGCCCGUGGAUCAAACCUUAAUCAAUCGCGAAACUCAGUCGAGAGCUGUUUCACAUCCCAUGCCACCACAGAGGUCUGAGCCACCGACGGUCCCAAGAAGCUCUCUUCCAAUUGCACCCAAACAGCCGUCUGCUGGUCGAUUUACACCACAGCCCCCAGUGCGUGUACUCAACAAUUAUGUGAAACCUAUCGAAACUGCGAACAAUCAAGCUCCGGCUAACAUUCCAGCUCCGGCUGACGUUUUGUCUUCGGCCAAUGUUCCACUCCCGGUCAAUGUUCCACCUCCAGUCAAUGUUCCACCUCCAGUCAAUGUUCCACCUCCGGUCAAUGUUUCACCCCCAGUCAAUGUUGCACCCACGGCCAAUAUCUCACCUUCAACGAAAAUGCCACCUCCAUCACGUCCAUCCUCAGUACUGCGCCCUGGGGCACCUACAACGGCUCUACGCAUGGGAACCGGAAAGCCACGCCGGAAACUGAUGUACAGCGCUUUGUUACCCGGCACUUCACGAACUCCAUCACCAGUGGCCUCAGAUACACCGCCUGAUAGUGCAACUCGUGAAACCGCCACAAAUAACCCGGAGCAACCUCUAGCCGCCGCUCCAGGUGAUUCCUCAACAAACGAAGAGUUUAUGCCCUCAAACUCGACACAAUUCAUAUUUGAUGAGAUGAUAGAUGGAUCGGGCUUCAAAUCGCCCUCCACGAUCAAAAGGCUAACCGGGAAAAGAUCUCUCCAUUCGCCCUUGCGCAAAUCGAUAUCUGACCCGACUGCAUUGACUGCCCGCAAAGUCCGAGCAGGAGGAUCAUUACAUGCAGCCGGCAAGAAAAACGAGCCCAAGGAGCAAGGCCCUUGGACAUCCGAGGCAUUGGAUUUGUUUGACUUCUGGCCUGCUGGACGACCAAAACCAAACCAAUGA
Molecule: messenger RNA, 1917 nt
Organism: Penicillium expansum
Lineage: Eukaryota; Fungi; Ascomycota; Eurotiomycetes; Eurotiales; Aspergillaceae
Product: DNA helicase ZGRF1-like domain-containing protein
Exons: 2
Coding region: 1-1917 (638 amino acids)
Biological process (GO): double-strand break repair
Cellular component (GO): site of double-strand break; nucleus
Source: RefSeq, a predicted model, not a curated record